Molecule: messenger RNA, 393 nt
Organism: Saxophila tyrrhenica
Lineage: Eukaryota; Fungi; Ascomycota; Dothideomycetes; Mycosphaerellales; Extremaceae
Gene: QCR7
Product: Cytochrome b-c1 complex subunit 7
Exons: 4
Coding region: 1-393 (130 amino acids)
Biological process (GO): mitochondrial electron transport, ubiquinol to cytochrome c
Source: RefSeq, a predicted model, not a curated record
AUGUCUGUACCGUCAAUGGCUAACUUCAUCGUCAAGCGGCCCUGGCUGUCGAGGUGGAUGGUGCCGCUGUCGAAGUGGUACAAGGACGCCGCUGGCUACAGGAAGCUUGGGUUGAGGUCCGAUGACCUGAUCCCGGAGGAGAACGAGAUUGUGCAGCUGGCGAUCAAGCGACUCAGUCCAAAGGAGGCAUACGACCGGGUGUACCGUAUGAGGAGGGCGUUCCAAUGUUCUCUACAGCACCAGUUGCUCCCCAGACAGGAGUGGACAUCAGAUGAGCAGGACUACCAAUACCUCUCCCCCAUCAUCGAGGAGAUCGAAAAGGAGCGGUCGGAGCGUGAGGACUUGGAGUCCAUGGUGAUCAAGAAGCCCCAGCCUGGCAGCAAGGUGAAAUAG